ACGCGGGUUAAUCCACAUCCGGCUUUAAAAUCAAAACAAGAAACUUUUUCCUCAAAAUCGAACAGAUUUAUUAACAUGCCAGUGAGAUUUAAGGGCUCUUCAGAAUAUAAAGAAAAUUUUAAACCUUUUGUAAUGCAGCCAGUUAUAAAUGCUGCAUCUGAACAGGUAGCUGUAAACGAUGCACCAUGGGUUGGUGCAGAAGUAGGGAAAUCUGUGGAACCACCAAUUCAACAUAAGAAAAGAAUAUCAGGACCACCAACUUCUCUAGCUAAUGAUUUUUAUGAAAGACCACCUCCACAAGAAUACACAUUGUUAGGACACAAUGAUAAAUUUGCAUCAAAUGUGCAGUACAUGCCUAAAAAGAAACUCAAUAUGGACAAUGUUAAUCGCAUUAACAACAACGGCACUUUUAUUCAACCGCAACCAAAUCAACCAGUUCAAAAUCUAGACACAUACAUGGAGAAGUCAAAUCAAGAUAAAGAAAUAAGAGUCUCCAAACCCAACAAACCACCAAAAGUUGACACACGAAUAUAUCUUGGUCCACCAACGCCUGAUACUCCUAGGGAACCAGUAUACCAUGCUGAAACUAAAGAAACACAGACCACUUACAGGCAAGACUUGAGAAAUGGUAAUCCCAAAAGUCACCAGCCUAAAAAUGAUUCCAACACCAAACCACCAAAAGUUGACACACGAAUAUAUCUUGGUCCACCAACGCCUGAUACUCCUAGGGAACCAGUAUACCAUGCUGAAACUAAAGAAACACAGACCACUUACAGGCAAGACUUGAGAAAUGGUAAUCCCAAAAGUCACCAGCCUAAAAAUGUUUUCAACACCAAAGAAACAAAAUACUUUCAAAACCAAGGAGUGACUAACAAACAAAAACGUCAGGCCAAUAAAAAGGAAAAGGGAGAAAAGAAUGAAAAGCAGGUGGUUUAUAAAGCAGGUUUAAAAGAUAAAAAUCUAAAAGAUGUUCUGGAUGUUGAAAGAAAGCCACGGAGGGAGAGAUGGAAUGAAAUAACCCAGACAGAUCUUGAUAAAGGAAUCAUUGAUUCAGCACCAGAAGCAGUGUCGGAUUAUGCAUUAAGAUACAAAGCAGGAAUAGCUGAAACUAGAAAAGGUCGUAAAUGGUCAGAAUAUCAAAGAGAAUUUGAAUGGAAGAACAGAGUUCCUGAUUCUCCACUUAUAACAGCAGAUCAGGUUGUACAUAAAAGCAGCACAGCUUUGGUGGCACCCAAACAUGUCCCUAAACCACGAGCUAGUGAAUAUAAAUCUCAGUUCAAGGCAUGGAAAAUGAGACCUGUUGAAAGAAAGGAUAAAGUUGAAGAACCCGCUGAAAAGAAAGCCAAGCUUAAAAGAAGUAAAAGUAUGGGAGCUAUAACUGAAAAUGUACGUAAUGAUGAAGAUUCCAGAAGUAAACAACAAGUUAGAAAAUCUUUGAAAGAUAAAUCUAAUAUUGUUGAUGUAGUUAAGGCUUCUCAUGGUAAACUCAGGAGAACUGAAUCUGAGUAUGACUCCAACUUCAAGGCCCCCUCACAGUUUCAAUAUAGAGAUGGAGCUUGGCAUGGUGCUAAUCAUCCGCAUGCUUUUAUUUCUAAGAAAGCAGAAGAGAAAGGUGAAGAUAAGCCGUCUAAUUGGUAUGGAGAAGUUUUAGAAUUAAGACAGAAAGCUGAUGAGUAUCGUAAGCGUGCACAAGGGACUCAUUUCUCUCGUGCUCAUUUAGCUCAAUUAUUAGCCAGACAAGCUGAAUUAUGGGAUAAUACAACAGGUAGUACAAGUAGUACACUAUCGGCUUUAUCUCUCGAGACCGGAGAUUUACCUCCACCCAAAAAACUAGAACUGAAAGAGAAAACAUUACGGAAGAAAGGACAAGUGGAACAGCGGAAACAAAGAACAUUUAAUGACAUGGAUUCCACUAAAGCUACCAUAGCAACAGAAGUAGAAUCAACUUCUACAACAGACUAUGAGGAACCAAUACCAAGUAAUUAUUAUAUUGGACAUAGAGGCAAGGAAAAUAUACGUCCCAGAAAAACAGCAUGGAAAUAUACAGAGUCAGAACAGACGUUAACUGAUGAUGGUGUUUAUGACAGAGAUAUAGAAACACCUGUAAAUGAAGAAGAAAAUAAUAAUAAUUACCAAGAAGGUAGAUUACCCACACCACAAUUACAACAUCUUGAUAAACCUAUUCAAAGACACCAUUUUGAUAGAACAACUCCAUGUGUUGGUGGUGCCAUUUUAUCUUCUCCUCCAGAAAUGAAAAACCGUCCAAUGAAAAAAUAUUUAACGAAAGAAGCUACGAAGAUACAUCAGUAUGCAAAUAAUAAUUACAGUGAUGAGGAUGAAGAAGAAGAAGCUAGAAUUAUAGGAAAGACAUAUAAGUUAAAUAAGAUGAAACCUAAACCAACAUAUGGCCAGCCAUCACACGAUACACAUUAUCUGCUGGAUGAAGAUGCUUCUACAGAUCGACCAAUGAGAACACAGUUUGUACAAACACCUUUAGUUGAAGAUAUUGAAACAGAUGAAUAUCUGCAUGAACCUGAAGAAGUUCAGCCUAGAUACAUUCCCAAACCUGCUAGAAAAAAAUAUUCAUCUCCUCCAGCAAUGGAAGCUAUAAAUGAAAAUUUUGGGCAGACCUAUAAUAAGCCUAUUGUUCCACCUCUUUAUUCUUAUCAAGAUGGUGGAUAUUAUGAAGAUGAUGAUGAUGAUGAUGCUUUGUCAGUUUCUGUACGGUCUGUUACUUCCAGUUGCUCACUGGCCUCAGAAAUAUUGGAACGGACACGAGAACGCAGAAAUAAUUUUUGGAAAUCCAGUAAUGGGGUGGCAGCAAAGUGAAAUGAUUAUUUUUUAACAUUAUAUGUUGUUUGUUAGGAAUAUAAAAAGAAAAAUCAAAAAAAAAAGAAAAAGAAAGAAGACAUUAAUUAAAAGCCUUAUGCAAAAACAUACAACAACUUAUGUUUUCUCAGGAUAUCAUUUGAUAAGAAAAUAGACAUUUGGAUUUCUAAAUCAUGGUGCCACAAGAUAACUUUAUCUCUAUAAGACAAGCUAGUGCUGUAUACAUAGAAUACUGGUUUUGCUGAAUUUGUUAUAGCAAACCAGGAUAAAGAUGAGUUUUCUAUAAAAAUAUCAAAGGUAACAUAAAAACAUAUAUCACUAUUUUAAAACUCAGAUAUAGGUGUAUGGAAUAAAUGUUGUUUUGUGUGAUGGUUUGAGUGGAAUUUAUUGCGUUCAGGAAAAGAACUCCUGGCUCCUGAUGAAAUUUAUUUAUUUAUUUUUCUAAAAGGCAUAUCAAACAUGACAAUAGGGAUGUGAUAUAAUAGGGAUGAGAGAGAGUGACGAUGUCAUGAAUGAUCAGCCUCUUGAGGAUAACUCAUAAAAAUCUGCUUGAAUUAAAACUAAGUUUAUUUCCAAUGGGGCUGGGAAAAUAAUUAAUUGAAAGGAUUGUAGUAUGAUAUACAUGAUGUUAAUUUGUAUAUUUUCCUUAUGAAUUUAUCUUAAAUUGGGUACAUAAUCUUUAGAGGAUUGUUAUAUGAUGUACAUGUUAAUUGGUAUGUUUUACUUUAUAAAAUUAUCUUGAAAUAGGAAUAGUCGAUGUAAAAAUACAUAAACAUUAUUCUAGAAUUCAUUGUUCUUCUUAAUACCUAUUUACUUAAUACCAGCGAUAAUUUUAUUAUGGAUGGCUAGCUGUUAUAUUAGAGUAAAAUUGAUGAAAUGAAUCUGUUCGAACCUUUUCCUUGAUAUUAAGCCACAUUUAUAUUGAUUUUAGGUUUCAUAUUGAUUUGUUAAUUGUCUUACACUAAAAUAGAAUGAUUUUAAAGAAAUUAAAAUUCCAAUCUGAAUCAACAAAUAUCAGUAUAUUAGCAACACUAUUAUUGAGAUUUUAGUAUAGUAUGUACAUUAUAUUUAUAAGCAUUCUGUGAUAAGACAAUAUUUUUAGUGGAUAAAUUCGAUGAUUUAUAAAGUUAGUAUUUUAAAAUUUUAAAAUACAAUUAAUCCUUACACAAGUAUUUUGAUACUUAGUAAUAGUCAUCGUCAACUGACAUGAAUUACAUAGACACUAUUUAACAGCCAUGCAUUUUCGUAUUUAAUCAUAUUAUUAGAUAACUUGUAUAUUAGUUUAUAGUUUUUUUUAAUAAAGUUCAUAUACAAAUGUGCUCUUAAAAUAUCAUCACAAUAAAUCAUUAACAACAUAAAAUACGUCUUUUAUUUUAUACCACCAGUUUCUGUAUUUGGGCAAAUUUUCAUGGAAAUUAUAAUAUUCAGUUGUAAUGGACAAUGUCGAUGUUGGUGUCAACCAAUAUUACAUAUUUGGUUAAACACAUUCCAAAUAUAAUUUUAACAUGUAGAUCUUUGAGACGGUUGAUCCAUAACAUGCAUUUGAAGAAUCAGGAAGUGACGCAAAAAAAUGAAGGCAGUUACCGUUAUUGGCUGAAGUAGAGAGCAAUAACAGGUACACAGACAUUGUUCAGCUAACAGGAAAUUCCUUUGAAGUUCAAGAGUUGUUAUAUGAGACUGUGAGAGGAUAUCUAUUUGCAACGGACUAUGCAUAAGAAGAAUUGACUGAAACAAGAUCCGAGAAAGAACAAAAAAAAAAAAUGGAAAAAAUGUAGCAAAGAUCUUAAUGUUCCAAUUAUAUUUGGAAUGUGUUUAAAAUUGGUGGAUACUACCAUUGCUCUUUAAGCCCAAGGCACAUAAUCUAUGCUCUUUUGUCAAACUAGUUGUCAUUUUGAGUUACCAUUUAAUAGGUUUUGUGGCUGCAUAGAGCAAAACAUUAAAAAAUUACUGAUGGUAUUGGGCUAUAUCCUCACUGAAUGAUUGGUUUAGCAAGUUAACAAUUAAAUAUUCGAAUCCCAGUUCAAAUUGAACAUGACGGUCUUAUGGAUAAACAUCACAUAGGCCUAUUGUCAACUAGUAGAUUUGUUAAGUUUGACUGUGAUGUAGAGAGAGGGGUAAAAUCUUUUGCAGUUUUACACUACAAACUCUGGCCUAUACAAUGCACCCUAUAAAAAUUAUUAGAGGAAAUAAAUUGGAUCUUAGACUUCAAAGCAAUUUUUUAUCCUGGAUUCUAUCCAUUAAGUUAUUAAGUAGUUAUGAAUUAACCUAUAUAGGCUUGGCAGUUUGAACCCUGUGGGCCCCCUUUGUAUAAUAUUUUUGACACUGUGAUAAUCCUUUCUUACACGCAUUGUCGUCACCCUUGGCGUUGCUCAAUUGUGUUCAAUUGAUGCUUAUUUCACUUUAUUUUCUUGUUAUCUAAAUUCUUUAGGAUUAUCAAUAUAUUCUUUAUAAUUUAAUGUAUAUAAUGAUGGUCCUGGUCGCAAUAUUUUAGCACUUCCUAAACACUCAUCUUCAUUAUAGAACACAGCAUAUUGUCCUGGACAUAUGGCCCGCAUCGGUCUUUCAAGGGAGACAAUUAGGCCAUUCCCACCAGUAAGGGUAGCAGUACAUUUAACUAGUGGAUGUAUGUGUUGAAAUCUAAAAUAUGCAUCAAACAUUUGGUCUUGAUACAACAAACGGGGAGGAUGGCGUAUCCAAUGAGGU
Messenger RNA from Patella vulgata (common limpet), 5532 nucleotides. RefSeq names its product nuclear protein MDM1. Gene Ontology annotation, biological process: negative regulation of centriole replication. Gene Ontology annotation, molecular function: microtubule binding. The record is from RefSeq and is a predicted model, not a curated record. NCBI's taxonomy places the organism in Eukaryota, Metazoa, Mollusca, Gastropoda, Patellidae. The transcript has 16 exons. The coding region runs from base 76 to 2829 and encodes 917 amino acids.